CAGCACCAGGGCACACCCACACUCCCUCCUGCCUUUUCUACCGCCUCCUCCACUCCUACUCAUGACCCCGCGUCAUCUUCACCCCUCACAGACUUCCCUGCCUCCACUAAGACAAACGCACUUCCUGCCCCAGCUUAAGUCUGAGGCGCCAGCCUUGCCGCCUCUCUCCGCCAGUCCUCCGCUCCCUCCAGCCUCGCGUUCCUCCCCCAGACCUGCCGCCAUCCUCUUCUCUGUUGCCUGUGCAGCCAAGACUCCGUCUUUUAGGCGGCCCACCGUCGCCUCCUCCCUCCUGGCUCUCCAGACCUAGCUCUUCCAGCUGACAGGGAGACAUCACUAUCUCCGCUGCCUCCGCGCCAACGCGGGUGCCACGCGCUUUCGUCGCCAACGCUGCAGCAGCACCGCCGCUGUUCUGAGGCCCAUCAUGAUCCCGCUGCUAACAGGUAGCAGGAAGCGGAAAGCGCCCGUUGUCGAGGCGGGGGCCGGGUGCUCGUCGUCGCAGAGCUUAGCGACAGCUGAGCAAGGAGAGGGGCUCGGGAUGUCCAAGAAGCAGAAGGGGCUGGCGGAGAGUCGCUCCGUGGUGCACUACCUGAAGGGCCGCGAGCUGUGCGCAGGGGGGUGCCCCAACCUCCGGAGCUUCGAGGUCGAGCUGCGAGCCUACGCGGUGCAGAAACUGCCUGAGCUGCUGACCGAGCGCCAGCUGUCCCUGGGCACCCUCAACAAGGUGUUCGCUUCGCAGUGGCUGAACGCCAGGCAGGUGGUGUGCGGCACCAAGUGCAACACCCUCUUCGUGGUGGACGUGCAGACGGGCCAUAUCACGCACAUCCCCUUGAUGCAGGACAAGGUUCCUGGGGUAGCCCGCCCAGAGAUGGCCUCAGGCAUCCACUCCAUCCAGCUGAAUCCCUCCAAGACUCUGCUGGCCACUGGGGGCGAAAACCCUAACAGCUUAGCAAUCUACAAGCUGCCCACCCUAGACCCGGUGUGCCUGGGUGACCGAUAUGGCCACAAGGACUGGAUCUUUUCCAUCGCAUGGAUGAAUGACACUGUAGCUGUGAGUGGCUCUCGUGACGGCACCAUGGCAUUAUGGCAAGUGGAUCCUAACGUGAUAAGUGGCAGCACUGCCUGGCACAAUGAUGGCAGAAUUCCAGCGUAUGCCCACAUCCGUCCGAGGGACAUUGAAUUGAUUCCCAGAGCCAGCACCAACCCUGGUAAUCGGAAAGUGCGAGCCCUGGCAUUCAGUGGCAAGAACCAGGAACUGGGAGCAGUGUCCUUGGACGGUUAUUUUCACCUGUGGAAAGCCCAGAGCAAUCUGUUCAGACUGUUGUCUAUAAGGCUGCCCUACUGUCGAGAGAACGUGUGCCUGACCUACUGUGAUGACUUAUCCCUGUACGCUGUAGGCUCCCAAUCACAUGUGUCUUUCCUGGAUCCACGCCAGCACCAGCAGAACAUCCGGCCCCUGUGCUCCCGAGACGGUGGCACAGGGGUGCGUUCGCUGAGUUUCUACCAGUACAUUGUGACUGUGGGCACAGGCCAUAGCUCCCUGAUCUUCUAUGACAUCCGUGCACAGAAGUUCCUGGAGGAGAGGUCCGCUCCCGGCUUGAAUGCCUGUCCGGGCUAUGUAGGGAGGAAGCUCAAACUCACCUGUGGCAGAGGCUGGCUCAACCAUGAUGACCUCUGGGUGAACUACUUCGGUGGCAUUGAGGAGUUCCCCAAUGCACUCUACACCCACUGCUACAACUGGCCUGAGAUGAAGCUUUUCGUGGCAGGAGGGCCUCUCCCUUCUGGCCUCCAUGGGAACUACGCAGGCCUCUGGAGCUAAGGAUCGCAGCUUCAUUCUCAAAGUGAACAAAUUUGUCUUUCUUUUCAAUUUAACUUUCUCCACUUUUCAUUUAUACUCAUAGCUCUCUAUGUCAUUUAUCUUCCAGGUGGAACUGACUUAACCUACCUGUAUUUAUUGUAUUAGGAGAGACA
Fukomys damarensis (Damara mole-rat) is the source of this 1968-nucleotide messenger RNA. RefSeq names its product DDB1- and CUL4-associated factor 12-like protein 2. NCBI's taxonomy places the organism in Eukaryota, Metazoa, Chordata, Mammalia, Rodentia, Bathyergidae. Gene Ontology annotation, cellular component: Cul4-RING E3 ubiquitin ligase complex. The record is from RefSeq and is a predicted model, not a curated record. Gene Ontology annotation, molecular function: protein binding. The transcript has a single exon. Bases 422 to 1816 code for a protein of 464 amino acids.